CGAGCCAAUAAAAGUAUGUGUGGAGACGGCUGUGCGCUUCUACGUCAUGGAGAACUUGUGUGUGGGCCACAGCACAGAUCUUGGCAAGAUCACAGCAGUCUGCCAGCUGACAUGUGAACUAGCACGUCAGGAGCUGUGUCUGCCAACGCUUCCUAUGUUGGUGAUUUCGGAUGCAUUUGAUUCUCUCACCGUCCAGCAAUGUGAGAAGCUCUUCUCCUUUGUUGAAGCCAAUGUCAGCAUCUGGAAAGAACCUUUAUUUUUUGCACCCAGCAAAAACCAAGUGCUCAGGAUGUGUAACGACGUGUUGCGCCGACUCUCUCGGUCACAGAACACAAUAUUCUGUGGUCGCAUUCUGCUGUUCCUGGCUCGCUUCUUCCCCUUCAGUGAGCGCUCUGGUCUCAACCUCAUCUCGGAGUUCAACCUUGAGAAUGUUACCACCUACUCAGCCAAUGAGAAUGACGAUGCAAUGGACGUUAGUGAAGUAAAAGAAGAUAGUGUCAGCGAAGCUAAAGAGGAGAAAAAAGAUGAAAGCAAACCUGCUUUGGACCCCACUUUGUACUCCAAGUUUUGGGCUCUGCAGGACUUCUUUAGGAACCCCAUCCAGUGCUAUCAAAAGGAGCCAUGGAGGCUCUUCACCUCUUACACGGCUGACGUGCUGGAGGCGUUCAGCAGCUUUAAGUUGGAAAGUGAAGGCCGCGGUGGCGCUGAGGAUGGCAAAGUGAGCUCGGCGCCACGCUUCUAUAAUGACGUCACCCAACUCUCUUCCGAUGCUGAUACUACCAUCAUUGAUUCGCUGCCUGACGUCAAGAAGAUUGAUCAAUACUUUGCCAAAUUUUUGACGAACAAACGUUUGCUGGAGCUGCAGUUUAGUGACAGCAACUUCCGGCGCUACGUGCUUGUGCAGCUGCUCAUCCUCUGCCACUACCUCACUGCUGCCAUCAAAUUCAAACAAGAGAGUCUGGGUGAAGGAGAAACUGCGUGGGUGCGCGCCACCGAGGAGAAAGUCUUCGGUCUUCUGAUGGAAACUCCGCCUGAUGGAGAGGAAUUUGCGGAAAUCAUCAAAAAAAUUCUCAAAAGAGAAGAUUUUUGGAAUGACUGGAAGAACAGCGGAUGUCCGGAAAUCAAGGAACCAGCACCUGCUCCCCCUGCUAACGUGCAUGGUGUCAAAAAUGAGGACGACUCAAAGCAAUUGAAAAAAGGCAAAAAGAGGAAACUGGGAGACCUAAUCCGUGAAGCCGAGGCUCGAAAGAAGUUCAUAAUGGCAAAUCCGGAGAUGACUCGCCUCUGGAAUCUGUGUCCAGAUAACAUCGCUGCAACAAGGCAGAAGAAGAGGGACUUCAUCCCGUCGCUUGAAGAUUAUUUCAUCAAAGCAGUCGAACAAAUCCACUGUGAAGAAGAGCCUGUCACUGAGAGACUAGUCUACGAUAGCGAUUUUGGUUGGCGAGGUCUUCGACUCCUCGCGUGCAGGUCACCCCAUUUCUUCACUCAGUCCACGGCUCCCAUCGCCACUUUACCUGAGUACCUCACGACAAUGAUCAAGAAACUUGCCAAGGACAUACCGGGUAUAAGCAGCAAACUUCAGCAAUUCCAAGAAAAGCUUGAAUCUCAGCAAAAAAAGAAACAAGAAAAAUCGCAAGUGCAGGCCGAGAAUGUCAAACCUAAAGAGGAAGAGAAGAUUCCCGAAGAGUCCGAGAACUGCGAAGAAGAACCUAACGACGAUGAAAACGAUAGGGUGGAAUUACACCCCAUCACCGAUGAAGAGCGAUUGGCCCUCGCCACGAAGCUGGCAGCCCUUGGAGGAGACAAGUGGCGUCUCCUGCUCACCAAGCUUGGCUUCCAAGAUGACGAAGUACAGUACAUCUUUGACAAGAAAAAGAGCAAAGUGCAAGAUACCGUUCUGCACUUCCUGCAGCUGUGGGUGGAGAACGAGGCGGAGGAAGCCAACAAAGAGACCAUCGUUUACACGCUGGGAGGACUCAAGAUGCAGGACGUCGCCGAGAGCGUCUUCCACUGAUGCUAGUGUUUGGUCUUUGUCAGCUAUGUUACGAAUCUUCUCAAGAUGAAAGAUUAGGUAGGGACUUAUUCGCAAGAUAUUUCAUCGUGUUCAUUUCUUUCAUUCAAAUCUUAGUCCUGUUGGGUCCCAGGGCGUAAGUAAAUAAAUUUAAUACCAUGUCCUGAUGUGGAGUGUAGAUUUUUACUUCUGCCUAAAAGAAUUAUUAACUCCAUAACGCUGGCGUUUUUCGUUUUUACAGCUAAAGAAGUGCAUUCUCGCUAGAAAGAUCUUUUCAACGACUACGUUGAACUUGUUACGGUAACAAAUUACGUUUUACUCAUUACGGUAUCGGCAUUGGAAUAUGCACUUGUGACCUUGUUUGCCAAGACAUGACUUUUAUUUCAUUCGUAGUUUGGCUGUCUGCAUUCGGUAUUGAGUACAUCGACUCGGGCUUGGAGUCAAGGUCAAGUUUACCCGAGUUGAAAGUCUUUCGAUGAAUCAUACAAACCAGUUGUCAUAUUAUUUUCCUAUCAGAGAACAUCAAUAAAGGUAAUGCAUUCUGACGAGGUUUGGGGGAAUGAUUUGAACAUUUAUUUUGCUAUUAGUUGACUGCACUUCAGUUUUUUUCCUUUAACAAAAUUAGUGCAGCUAUUGUAUAGGUUUUCAGAGCACUCAAUCUGAUCGAUGAGAAAAUGAAGAGAUAUGAAAUUUGAGCGUUCUUAAUAAUUGAUUGGAAGUCGUAUUGUAUUAAAACUUCUUUUAAUAUUGGUAUGAAAUAUAUUAGCCAAUAAAUUAAGUUUUAUUCAUUAGGAGAAAACUUUUUUCUUUCUUGCAAAAGUAUAAAAGAAAGUUCAUGGUUUCACAUUGAUGGAAAGCGCGUCUCGUGUAGAUUUAUUUUUUUGGUAACAUUAAAUUCAUCAAGGUAGCUACGACCGUUUCUCAACUAAUUAGAGCUCAUUUAGUUCCUACUUUGAAGACAUUGAAGGCGACAUAUUAAAGAAACUCUACUCAGGAGAAAAAUAAUGUUGUGGAAUACUAUUUUUUAAUUAUCACUAUACAAUGAUGGCUAUUUUCACUGUUACGAGUUCCGAGCAACUUCUAAAGUAAAAGCAUGAAAGCAAGGA
Molecule: messenger RNA, 3117 nt
Organism: Hyalella azteca
Lineage: Eukaryota; Metazoa; Arthropoda; Malacostraca; Amphipoda; Hyalellidae
Gene: Hpr1
Product: THO complex subunit 1
Biological process (GO): signal transduction; regulation of DNA-templated transcription elongation; mRNA export from nucleus
Cellular component (GO): THO complex part of transcription export complex
Molecular function (GO): protein binding
Source: RefSeq, a predicted model, not a curated record